This is a messenger RNA of Trichoderma harzianum CBS 226.95, 2125 nucleotides long. RefSeq lists its product as hypothetical. The transcript is spliced from 4 exons. NCBI's taxonomy places the organism in Eukaryota, Fungi, Ascomycota, Sordariomycetes, Hypocreales, Hypocreaceae. The record is from RefSeq and is a predicted model, not a curated record. Bases 1 to 1866 code for a protein of 621 amino acids.
AUGUUGGUCGUCCCUCAUUCGCAAGGACUUGACUAUCAUAUCCCACUUCAGACUCCAUAUUGCAUAUUCUGUCGUUAUUCAAUUCGACCUGGCGAGACGAUUGCCGCAGUUAUUGGACAGUGGGAUUCACCAUCAUACCUUGCAUAUACUCUUGGGUUUUCUUUCCCCACAGUCGCUCAACUCGAACAUUACACUACAGUCUAUGAGAAAUCCAAAUCGACCUCUUACCAAUGGCUGCUUUGUCGCAGAAGCGACUGCUAUAACUGCGCAACGCUACAUGACACGUCUAUCUAUCACAUAGACUGUUUCCAUAUAAUUAGCAAAAAUAUUGCAUCAAAGAAACCGAGUCUACAUGAUAUUUGGACAAUCGCCUUAUGGACAGAGUCGUUACCCAAGACGCGUUAUCAAUCACUACCCGAUGUUACCGUUGGAGUUGCAGCCGAUGACACUCUUAUUGAGGAUCAUAAGUCAAUACUCGCUCGUGUUUGCAGCAUACCUCAAGAAUUAAGAGACAUUAUCGUGCGGCUCUAUCCCGAAUCUCCCGCCUGGAGAUUCGUGUCAGCACUCAACAGGUGGCGUAUUUUUCAGUCUCUAUUAGAUUCUGAUGUUGAGACCGAAGAGUUUUCGUUUGAUGACAUCAAGUCUUGGUGCCGGAGUACUGGAAUGGUGACCGGCAAUGGUGGACACGGCAAGAUUAGGAUUCAGCUGGAUGCCCUUGGUGUAUCACGUCUGGACUUUGUAAACGACUCCUCUGCUCUACCAACCGCAGCUUCUCGCUCUCAAAACUUGUGGUAUGUUGUUGAAGAAGUGUCUACUAUGCGAGAGGCCCGCGUUGAAAUAAAGAGAUCAUUUAUGCGAAUUCAUAAAUCGAGAUCUUUCCAUUUAUGGGACACACCAACUCCACCCGACCCAGCUCUCACCCGUUGGAAUCGUGAAGUUGAGGGUAACUUGCGUGUACGAUGCAUCUCCCUUGAAGAUAUCACGGGCCUCACUGUAUAUUGCCAACACGGAGCAGUGCGCUGGAUCUACCCACAUCAUGACGAGGGCUACUUUGACCCUUUCCCUUACCCGCACGACAACUCACCUCCUGUGGCACAGAUAAUACCAUCAGUAACAGAAAGUAGCUCUAUGGCUGCGAUUUUCUUUCCCUUUGUCAAAGGAGAGAGAAUCAGUUCAAUUUGGGCCCGCAGGUGUGAGCCUUAUGACCAUAGUAUCCCAGAUACUCUUGCUAUAAUCACGACAACGGGAAGAUUCCAGUUAUUUGGCAAAUACUUGUGCCCAGAUCGGCCAGAGGUUGAUUUUCAGCAAUUAAGUGACAACGACACAGCUACACAUCUCUUGUUCCAGGAUGCAGAUUUUCCGUUCCAAAGAAUAAGCUACUUUGCAGCUGUCUCAGCUUCUGCCAAUGAUACAGAUAUAUCGCCCAUAAUAGUCCCAACACAGCUGACUCAGUCGCGGGGAUUCAGCUGGAGCUCAAGCUUCACCUAUGUAUCCAUUGUGGACUUGAAGAAUGUCCAACAGAUAUGGCUUUUCCGGCGGAAGGUUCCCGAAGGGACGCCAAGAAAAGACCGUCUGUGUAAGGGAAUGAUGCUUCAAUAUGAAGAUGGAACAAUGGCAGCCGCAGGAAUUUGUCGGCGAGAACAGGAGGUUGACGUGAAAGUUGCAGUACUCCCGACAUCAAUUCAUUAUAAAAUCAGCCAUGAGGCUGGUGGACUUGCUGUCGAAUGCGCGACACAGGACGUGGGUCGGGAUGCCAUUCUUGGUGAUGAUGCAGGUUGGCAGCCAAUCGCCAUGCAGUCUAGAUCAGAGAUGAGAUGGUGGUUUGAUGAUUCAAGAACCAUUUGGAUCACUUCACCUAACAUAUGACGAAUCAAUCACUCGCACUUAUUACUCCGUUGGGAAUAUUGAAAGAGGCCUCCGGAUCCCGCGGGAUUCGGACUAUCAUGCGUUCUCUCUACUUACAUGUAGCUACUCUGAAACUUUCUAUAUGUGCAGGCAUAUGCGAUAGUGAUCCAUUUCACUUAAUGGAUCCAUCAUACAAGUCUUGGCAUCACGGGCGUUCUCGAUUCUUGAUCUCUUUGUAUCUCCACAAGACCAUUUCGAAACAGGAAUGAACCAUCUCUGC